CCAAAUAUAUAAAAAAAAAUAUCAAUAUAAAUAGGAAUUUACCGUUUGAUCCUUUUCAUUUCCAUCCAAACCCUUCAAAUAAAUUUCCAAUAUAUUCCCUCUUUCAACUCUCACAAGUCUCAACCUCUCAUUCUUCUCACUUUCUCACUAAUCAGAUUCAAAUCGAGCUUAUUCACAAACCCUAGUCUGUGAACCAUGGGUCAGAUCCAGUACUCUGAGAAGUAUUUCGAUGAUACUUAUGAGUAUAGGCAUGUGGUUCUUCCUCCUGAAGUCGCUAAAUUGCUUCCUAAGAAUCGGCUUCUCUCUGAAAAUGAGUGGCGUGCAAUAGGAGUUCAGCAGAGCCGUGGUUGGGUUCAUUAUGCAAUUCAUCGUCCUGAGCCACACAUUAUGCUUUUCAGGAGGCCUUUGAAUUAUCAGCAGCAGCAGGACAAUCAGGCGCAACAAGGCAUGCUUGUGAAAUGAUGAUGAUUUUAACUUCUAUUGAAAAUCUGAAAACAUAAUACAAUAUAUAUAUAGGGUUUUUUAAUGUCUGUUUGGGAACAUGCAUAUUGUGUGACCUAACUGUUAUGCUAUUCUCUUCUGUGGAGAAUUUGACUAUCCAUUUUUAUUUCGAAUGUUUCUGCAGACACCAUCUUUUCUUAUGUUUGUUGGUGUACUUCUCGUGUACUCAGUAUGUUUGGUGGAUUAUAAUAGUGUGCUCAUUACUCUGUUAGUUUCUUGAAGAA
This is a messenger RNA of Trifolium pratense (red clover), 725 nucleotides long. Its product is annotated as cyclin-dependent kinases regulatory subunit 1. The coding region runs from base 196 to 462 and encodes 88 amino acids. Gene Ontology annotation, biological process: regulation of mitotic cell cycle. Lineage: Eukaryota; Viridiplantae; Streptophyta; Magnoliopsida; Fabales; Fabaceae. Gene Ontology annotation, molecular function: cyclin-dependent protein serine/threonine kinase activator activity; protein kinase binding; ubiquitin binding. Gene Ontology annotation, cellular component: SCF ubiquitin ligase complex; cyclin-dependent protein kinase holoenzyme complex. The record is from RefSeq and is a predicted model, not a curated record. The transcript is spliced from 4 exons.